Molecule: messenger RNA, 3437 nt
Organism: Phoenix dactylifera (date palm)
Lineage: Eukaryota; Viridiplantae; Streptophyta; Magnoliopsida; Arecales; Arecaceae
Source: RefSeq, a predicted model, not a curated record
GGUAAACGUACCUCCUGGUGGUCAGAUCUUGCGUCCUAUAUUCUGCUGCUGCAGCGAUGGCCGAAAGGGACAAGCGAGUUGACACCUGGAAACGUUUCUCCUCGAUGGGACGAACCUCCUCUCCCCCCUCUCCCUCCGCCUCUUGGGUACCCGCUUACCAAAACCCGACUUCUCUUCUCCCCUGAUUCGAUUCCAAUUCGACUCGGUCGGCGAAGCUACGAGCCAAGUCCAGACACCAUAUAACAAGUCCGGGAAAAAGAAUUCGUUUGUAGGGUUUCAUUCACCCUCUCUCCAUGUCUGCGAGCCCUUCCGUAGAUGAGGCCGCGGCCCUCUAUUCGAGCAACGGAGGUGGCCAAGAAGGAGGCAGUACGUCUAUGCCCGCGUCGGAUCCCGGAGGAGGUGAGGAAACGGGAGGGGAAUCAAUGGUAGAAACCCUAGAGGAAAACCGACGAGGACUUGUUGAUUCCGGUGGUGCUGAUUCAGCUGAGAAGCCGGAAUUGAAUGUCGGGGAGGAAAGAGAUGCGGCGGGGGCUGAUGAAGUAUCGGGCGCAGUUGUUCCUGAAGGGGCUGAGGGUGGGGAGAGUCGCAACGGGACUGGUGUCGAGCUUUUGAAGGAAAACGUUGCAGCUUUCAAAGAAAAAGGGCAGGGUGUUGUGCCUAACGAAGUGAAGGAGCAUGAUUUGGUUGAUGAGUGCUUUCAAGAUACGGAGGUUGGCAAUCUGGGCUCCAGAGGGCAGGAGAUGGGGGAUGGAUGCAAUGGCGAUCAAGAGUUGAUAGCAGAUGCGCUGGAGACCGGGAACAUUGGGAGAAUUGCUCUUAAAGAGGCUAAAGCUGAAGGCUUGGAGAGUGUGGCAGAUCUGGGAGGAAAUGUGGAGGAUGUUGUGGAGAUCAGAAAGGGAACCGAACCCAUGAAGGAAAAGGAAUCCUGUCCAGAGAAGAGAGCAAGCGCAAUGAAUGAUGUGACGAGUGGUGAUUGGGUUGACAGGAAGGCCGAAGUCAUUGAAAGCAAUGUAUGUCCGAGUGAGUUGGUGCCGGGAGAUGAAUUGGGUGGUGAUCAGAAGCUGAAAUUAGACGUCAAGGAGGCAGAAAGUGUGAUGGGGGUUGCAGAAGCAGCAGCCACAGGUACAGGUGGAGCAGUUGAAGUUGAUGGCUUGGAGGGUGAACCAGCUAGUGAAGGGAAGGUUGAUGUCGUGGAGACAGGGAAUAAAACUGAAUUCCUCAAAGAAGAUGAACCUUACAUAGAGAAAGAGCAGAGCAAAGCAAAUGAUGUGAAGGGUCAUGAUUUGGUGGACAAGCAGCUUAAAGCUAAAGAGGGCAUUCUAGGUCCUAACGGUUUGGAAAUGGAAGAUGGAUUUGGUAGUAAACAGAAGUUAGAAAUUAAUGUGGUGGAUGGAGAAAAUGUGGAGUGUGAGAAAGGAACUGAACUCAUGAAGAAACAGAUCACAAACCAGAACUUGGAUUGCAAAGUGAGGGGCCAAGAUUUGGUUGAUGAACACCUGCAAGCUCCUGAGGGAGAUGUGGGUUCCAUGGCAUUGGAAACAGAAAAUAAAUUGGGUGGUGAUGAGAAGCUGGAAGCCAGUGUUGGUGAUGCAGGAUCCGGAGUGGGGACUGUCAAAACCCAGGCUGCGGUUGCUUUUGCAAGGGUGGAAGCUGAUAGGUCAGAGGGUGUAGCAGGUCCGGGACAAAUACAGGUUGGGGUUGCAGAGUUUAGCAAUGGAACUGAACUCCCCGAGGGAGUUUUAUCUUGUCCAGAGGAGGAUAAGAGUUUGGUUGGUGAGGUAACGGACCUUCAGGCUGCAGAAGGAACACUUGUUCCUAAACUGUUGGAAACAGAUAAUAUUUUGGAUGGUGACCAGAACCCUGAACCAGGUGUGCUGGAGGUAGGAUGUCUAUCAGAGCCUUCAAAUUAUCUUGGAGGGGAGGAAGCUGAGAGAUUGGAGAGUACGCCAGAAUUGGGACAAGCACAGCAUAAGGUUCCAGAGACUAGUAAUGGAACUGAUCUCACCGGGCAAGCUGUGUCUUGUCCACAGAAGAACCAGAACAUGGUGACUGAGAAGGGAGGUCAUGAUUUGGCUGAUGCGCAUGGGCAAGCUUCAGAAGGAGACGGCAGUCAGAACCAAUCUGUAUUUGCGGAGAGUACUGGUGGAAAUAAAGACAUGGAAGAGGGGCUCUUUUUGGGUAGUAAUCAAGACACACAGAUCUGCUCAGCAGGACGCGGAAUUGAGGCGGUUGAAGGGUCACUGGUGAGUGGUGAUCAAGACAGAGAUCAUGAAGCUUCUGUUUCUCAAACAUCUGUGGUAAACACAGAUCAGAAUAACCAGGAAGUAAGCAAUGCUAUUCAUAGGGAAGAAACAAAGGAGGUGGAUUCACUGCCUGUUGAUGAUGCUAUAAUUGAGCAAGGAGAUCAUGUUGUAAAGGAUUCAGACCUGGCUGAUUCAGGUGUAGAGGUAAACAACCCAGAUUCUCAUGUUAUUGAUGACCUAGUGGGCAGUGGACCAAUUGUGACUGCACAAUCAGAAGCAGGCUUGGCUGAAAGUGUUGUUGAUGCAGCAGUGCGUGCAGAUAAAUAUCCUUCUGAUGAGAAUGCGAGGGACAAAUUAGAUAUUACUACAGCAGAUGGGAACUCAGUUUUGGUUGGCACAAUUAUGGAAUUAGAAAGCAAAGGAAGGCAGCCAGUUGAUGAGAAUACAAGUGGUAAAGGAGAUAAUACUAUGGCUAAUUCAUGCCCAGAUUUAGAAUCAAAGUUUGUAGGAACAUGUCCACUUGCUUCUGUUCUGAAUGAUUCAAAGUCAUCUGUCACUCCUGGUUUGCUAAUGGCCUCAGAGCUAUCUGUAUCUGGAAAGAAUCAAGAGAGAGAACCCCAGUUCAAUGGUUUGCUGGUUGAGAGGAGUGAUGACUCGAUUGUUCAUGAAGCAGAAUCUUCACCGGGCAUAUGUCAAAACAUGGACAUGGAAUCCAGGGUUCUCAAGGAUGAAACUUCUCUGCCUGAGGCGUGUCAUGAAAAGAAGAUUCUGCUCAAGUUGCAGAAUCUGAUAAGAAGAGCCCUUUGCUGGUGGAUAGUGUGGCAAAUAUUGUUAUUGGUGCAGGUGGUACUACUGAGCAGAAUGUGCAGGUUGAUGAACAAGGACAUUCAAAAAUAGCUGAGAAGCAAGUUGUGAAACGUGUUGGCAUAAGGCCUCGAACUUCCACCGCUGGAAAGGAUCAGCAUGCUAGUUACUUCUUGCCUCUUCAAGACAAGGAUGCUUUCUCUAUUUCUGAUCUGGUCUGGGGUAAAGUAAAGAGCCAUCCUUGGUGGCCUGGCCAAAUUUUUGAUCCUUCAGAUGCAUCGGAUUUGGCAAUGAAAUAUCAGAAGAAGGAUAACCUCCUUGUCGCAUAUUUUGGAGAUAAAACUUUUGCAUGGUGUGAAGAACCUCAGCUGAAGCCUUUCGAGACAUAUU